This is a messenger RNA of Scophthalmus maximus (turbot), 1442 nucleotides long. It is a transcript of the gene idh1, whose product is annotated as isocitrate dehydrogenase (NADP(+)) 1. Lineage: Eukaryota; Metazoa; Chordata; Actinopteri; Pleuronectiformes; Scophthalmidae. Gene Ontology annotation, biological process: isocitrate metabolic process. Gene Ontology annotation, cellular component: peroxisome; cytosol; mitochondrion. Gene Ontology annotation, molecular function: isocitrate dehydrogenase (NADP+) activity; NAD binding; magnesium ion binding. Bases 168 to 1412 code for a protein of 414 amino acids. The transcript is spliced from 8 exons. The record is from RefSeq and is a predicted model, not a curated record.
ACCGGCUGUGUGGAGGACGCUCUGGAGGCGGAAGUCAGUCGUGUGGCCUGAAGCGUCACCGCCGCUCGGGCUCAGUUCAGCGGUGGUUCGGUACAGGACGUCAUCCUUCAUCCUCCUCUUCGUCUCUGUUCGUGUCGUGGACCUUUACACGGAACCAGACUCCCAACAUGUCUCCGAAGAUCAAGGCCGGCUCCGUGGUGGAGAUGCAGGGAGACGAGAUGACCCGGGUCAUCUGGGAGCUCAUCAAGGAGAAGCUCAUCUUCCCCUACCUGGAGCUGGACCUGCACAGCUUCGACCUCGGCAUGGAGAGCCGCGACGCCACGGACGACCGCGUGACGGUUGAGGCGGCGGAGGCGGUCCAGCGCUACAACGUGGGCAUCAAGUGCGCCACCAUCACGCCGGACGAGCACCGCGUGGAGGAGUUCAAGCUCAAGCAGAUGUGGCGCUCGCCCAACGGGACCAUCCGCAACAUCCUGGGAGGCACCGUGUUCCGAGAGGCCAUCAUCUGUAAGAACAUCCCCCGCCUGGUGCCGGGCUGGGUCAAACCCAUCAUCAUCGGCAGACACGCCCACGGAGACCAGUACAAAGCCACAGACUUCGUGGUGCCCGGACCCGGGAAGGUGGAGAUGACCUACACGCCGGAGAGCGGAGAACCCGUUAAAUAUGUCAUUCAUAAGUUUGAGGGCACGGGUGGCGUGGCUCUGGGGAUGUACAACACGGACAAGUCCAUCAGGGACUUUGCCCACAGCUCGUUCCAGAUGGGUCUGACUAAAGCCUGGCCGCUGUACCUCAGCACCAAGAACACCAUCCUGAAGAAGUACGACGGACGCUUCAAAGACAUCUUCCAGGAGAUCUACGAGAAGGAGUACCGUGCGCAGUUCGAGGCCAAAGGCAUCUGGUACGAGCACCGUCUGAUCGACGACAUGGUGGCCCAGGCCAUGAAGUCCGAGGGCGGCUUCAUCUGGGCCUGUAAGAACUACGACGGAGACGUGCAGUCCGACUCGGUGGCGCAGGGGUACGGCUCCCUGGGCAUGAUGACCAGCGUGCUGAUCUGUCCCGACGGACGCACGGUGGAGUCGGAGGCCGCCCACGGCACCGUGACCCGCCACUACAGGCAGCACCAGCAGGGCAAAGAGACGUCCACCAACCCCAUCGCCUCCAUCUUUGCGUGGACGCGGGGCCUCCUCCACCGGGCCAAGCUGGACAACAACGCGGAGCUGCGAGUCUUCUCCGAGGCGCUGGAGGCCGUUUGCAUCGAGACCAUCGAGGCCGGUUUCAUGACCAAGGACCUGGCGAUCUGCAUCAAGGGGAUGUCAAAGGUGGCACGCGCCGACUACCUGAACACCUUCGAGUUCCUGGACAAGCUGGCGGACAACCUGAAGAUGAAGCUCUCCAGUCAGCCCAAACUGUGAUCGCACACCUCCGACACAGACACAUUCAAC